AUGGAAGCUAAUGCUAAGUUAUGUGCUCAUGCUAGGAAGGACUUGCAAGAUGGAGCAAUGUAUCGACAACUGGUGGGAAGUCUAAUCUACCUUACAUUGACUCGACCAGAUAUUUCUUAUGCAGUUGGAGUAGUAAGUCGAUAUAUGCAGCAACCAAAGAAGCCACAUUUGGAAGUAGUACGACGAAUACUAAGAUAUGUCAAAGAUACCAUUAACUAUGGUCUCUUCUAUAAGAAAGGGGAUGAGGUUAAGAUCAUUGGCUACUGCGAUGCUGAUUAUGCUGGAGAUCAUGAUAUCCGACGAUCAACUACUGGGUAUGUAUUCAAGAUUGGAUCUGGAGUAGUGUCUUGGUGUAGCAAAAGGCAACUAACAGUGUCUUUGUCAACCACAGAAGCAUAG
Cannabis sativa is the source of this 399-nucleotide messenger RNA. RefSeq names its product secreted RxLR effector protein 161-like. The record is from RefSeq and is a predicted model, not a curated record. The transcript has a single exon. Bases 1 to 399 code for a protein of 132 amino acids. NCBI's taxonomy places the organism in Eukaryota, Viridiplantae, Streptophyta, Magnoliopsida, Rosales, Cannabaceae.